Molecule: messenger RNA, 582 nt
Organism: Lutzomyia longipalpis
Lineage: Eukaryota; Metazoa; Arthropoda; Insecta; Diptera; Psychodidae
Gene: Fdx1
Product: adrenodoxin-like protein 1, mitochondrial
Exons: 3
Coding region: 17-490 (157 amino acids)
Biological process (GO): P450-containing electron transport chain; positive regulation of oxidoreductase activity
Cellular component (GO): mitochondrion
Molecular function (GO): 2 iron, 2 sulfur cluster binding
Source: RefSeq, a predicted model, not a curated record
ACAAAAAAGAAAAAAAAUGUUUACAAAAAAUUUAAUUAAAAAUGUGAUAAAAUACACAAUUUCCCGAAACAUUCAGGGCUCCCAAGUUUACCGGCAUGGAGAAUUUGAGUGGCAAGAUCCCAAAUCGGAAGAUGAAGUUGUAAAUAUCACCUAUAUAGAUAAGGAUGGAAAACGAAUGGCUGUGCGGGGUAAAGUGGGUGAUAACGUGCUGUAUUUGGCUCACCGGCAUGAGAUUGAGAUGGAGGGUGCUUGUGAGGCUUCUCUGGCCUGCACAACGUGCCAUGUGUACGUGAAAGAUGAAUACCUGGAUCGUCUUCCUGAAUCCACUGAGAAGGAAGAUGAUCUACUCGACAUGGCGCCCUUUCUCAAACAGAACUCCCGACUGGGAUGCCAAAUUGUCCUGACCAAGGAACUCGAGGGCUUAGAAUUGCAACUCCCCAAAGCCACGAGAAACUUCUACGUUGACGGACACAAGCCCAAGCCACACUGACUGGAAGUAAUCUCUGUGUGUUUUCUUCUCCAAAUCCAGAUUUGUUGAUCAUCAUCAUUUUUUUAGAGCAAUAAAAGGUAUUCUUUAGUAUA